This is a messenger RNA of Centruroides sculpturatus (bark scorpion), 5910 nucleotides long. Its product is annotated as protein PRRC2C-like. The coding region runs from base 82 to 5895 and encodes 1937 amino acids. The transcript has 22 exons. Gene Ontology annotation, biological process: cell differentiation. NCBI's taxonomy places the organism in Eukaryota, Metazoa, Arthropoda, Arachnida, Scorpiones, Buthidae. The record is from RefSeq and is a predicted model, not a curated record.
UCUUUAUAUUUUGAAAAUUAUUUAGGGAGCGGACCGUUCCCUGGGUGCAGUGCUUAAUAUACUCAAUGACUUGUGGUCAGCAUGUCUGCAGUCUCGGGGCUCACAGCAAAGGGGGAGAAAGGAAAGUCGAAGUAUGUAGCUUUGGACAUAAAUAGCUUAUACAAAGGAAAAAGUCUUGAAAAUCCUAAAGCCACAGUUUUACCUAAACAUGGAUUGCAGUCCUUGGGGAAGGUUGGUGCUGGGCGCCGUAUGCCACCACCUGCUAAUCUCCCUAGUCUGAAAAGUGAAAACAGUGGCAAUAAUCCUAAUAUAAGCCUUGUACCUAGUGGAGGCCAAGGAUGGGGAACUUCUACCAAAGAAAAGGGGAAAUCAGAAGAGAUAAGUGGGACACAGCAACAAUCGCAACAGCAACCAUCCACUACUUCAGCAUCACAGGGUCUUUCUUCACAAAAGACACCCACUUCCAGUGCAAGUACUGGAUCAAGCAAAACUUGGAGCAGUGUUACAUCAAACGAAGAGGAUGGUGGUCAAGAAAGGAACUUCUUGGGCCAUCAGUCGCCAUUUUUUCCUCAGGAAUUCCCGAAGCUAGCUGGUGGGGAUGCACAAACAGAAGGCAACCGGAAGUCAAAUGCAGAUUCACAGUAUGGACCAGGACCAAGUCUCCGACCUCAAACAGAGGGAAGUUGGGGACGUGGCACUCUUCAACAGCAGCAACCACCUCCACCAAGUUCAGUUUCUCCACAGCACCCUCCAUCACCACCACCUCAGUCAAUAUCUCAAGGACAGCCAGGGAUAUCAGGCGGAGGCCAGCCACUGAACAAUGGCAGUGGCGUAAACGGUCAGCAGAAUGCCACAGAAAAUCAUUCGAGAGAACAAAAGCCAUAUCCAACAACCACAAGAGGAGGGUCAUUACCUACAAACAGUUUAGGAACAUCAAAUGCAAGUUCAAGUGGUACUGGUUCUGUUGCUCAAGGAUUGGGUCCAACUGCUGGUCCUGGACAUGGCAUGCCUGGCCAGCUAGGUCCUGGUUCCGGUCUCCACCCUCAACUGCCCCAGUUUAGGGGAAUGAUACCUCCUUAUAUGUAUGGCAGAAAUUUUCCUGGGAAUUAUCCUAAUUAUUCUGGAAUUCCAUCAAACAGACCAUCUUACUAUCCAGAAAACAGGAUAAGAAAUUCUAUGCGUCCUCUGGCUGAAGAAGAAGCUUAUCAAAGACCUGCAGCUAUAAUUACAGACAAAGAUUUAAAGGGGUUUGAUGAGAUUCUGCAGAAUGAUUCACAAGAUGGAUGGGCCUCUGCACAUGGAGAAAUUGAUUAUAAUGCUAAACUUGUCUUCAGUGAUGAAGAGGAUGCACCUACUCCCCAAAAAAAGGAUUCUAGAAAUGAUGAGAAAAAUCGGUUGAGGGAAUCUAGAAAUUAUGAGAAAACGGAAAAUGAGAGAGAUACUGAUCAUGAAAGAGAUGAAAGAAAUCGUGACUCUAAUUGGAGCAGAGAAGAUUCUGUUAAUGAAAAAUCUAGAGAUGUUGAUUGGGACUCAGAUAGAAGAGAUUUAUUUGAUAGAGAAAGAGACGAUAGAUGGAAAAAUUGGAUUCAGCAGUCUCAAGGAAGAUCUGCUCCUUCUCUUAAUGUUGAUAUGCAAAGGCAAUGGCAAAAUCAAUCCCAACAGAGAGUUCCAUUUGAUUAUAGAGGACCACCUCCAAGACCUCAGGCAGGUCCUUAUCCUGCUCCUCAUAAUCGUAUUGGACCAGUUCCACCAGCUUCUUCUCAGCAGCAUCUUGGUUAUCCACCGCCGCCGCCUCCACCACCACCGCCACCACCGAGGCAAAGUCGUUCAGGGCGUCCACCUUCCCUUACUGAUGAAGAUGAAAUAUGGCGUCAGCGCAGACGGCAACAUUCAGAUGAAAUGACUUUAGCAGUUGAAAGAGCAAGACAGCGGCGUGAGGAAGAGGAAAAGCGAUAUGAACAAAGCAAACAAACAGCUCAAGAGAAGUUGAAAAGUCUUUCUGAAGGAAAUGAAAAGUUAAAAGAUGCUACUGAUUCUGAAGAAAAUGAUAGAGCACAGUAUUCUGGUGAUAAUAGGGAAGAAAAAACUUCAACGCGUGAUAACAGAGAAAGAAAUGAUAGAGACCGUCCUCAGAGUGGUGGUUAUCAGGGUUUCAGCUUUUCAAGACAAUUUCAAAAAAAUGUUCCACCACGAUUUCAGAAACAAGCUGAGUUGUUAAGGCAACAGCAUCAGCAACAGCCAUCUUCACCGCCACAGUUUAUGAGACAGCAACAAUCUUCAGGACCACCACCACCUAUUCCACUAGGAGUUGGAUAUGGUCCACAUUGGGGAAAUAUGCCGCCGCCGCCCCCUCCGCCACCAUAUAUGAAUCAACUUACAGGAAUGGCUGUUCCUCCUAAGCCAUUAUCUAGUGGAAGAUCGGAUAGUCAAGGUUCUGGCACAGAUAGUUAUGAUAGUGACAGGAGAACACCUGAUCAAAGUUUGCAAUAUGAACGAGACACUCAUUAUUGGGGAAGAGAAAGAAGACAGACAGGUGGUUUGCCGGUUCCUUAUGAUGGAUGGAGAUCUGUUGCUCCUGCUGGUUAUUAUGAUAAGAAUGUAGAAUUCAGUCGAAAUUGUGAUCAGCGAGCAGAUUUUAAGCGUAGUUUGGGAAAAGAAGAUUCGCAGUUUCUUGAUUCCAAUUCUCAAGAAUGUGAAAGAAGAAAUAGAGAUGGGGAAAACCAAGAUUAUAAUUGCAAUGAAGAUAGAGAAGUUAUAUAUGAUGAUAGAAUGGAGACCAGAGAUGCAAUUAAAGAUACAGACUCUUGGACUAGCUCUAGAGAUUAUGAAGACAGAAUGCCAGAUCCAUUUGAUGAACCAAGUGAUAUUCAUAGCUGUCAUGAAAAAUGGGAUAGAGAGAGGCCACAAAGACCAGAUAGUAGAGAUAGUCGUCACAGUAGGGAAUCUGCACGUGAAGAAAGGAUUACUGUUGAAAGACAAGAAAGUCAAAGUUCACUUUCUGACAAGGAAUCAAAGAUUUCAAUCAGAGAUGAAAAAUUUAAAGAUAAAUCUGGUUCGGUUGAAUGGGGUGAUACACCAUAUCCUGCUGAACCAAAGAGACAUCAUGACUGGCAUCAUCAUCAUCAUCCAGCUCAUCAUCAUCAUCCACCACCAAUAACCCAAAAACAAUUAGAAAGUGUAGGACCAACAAAAAAGAAUUUUACUCCAUUAAGAAGAGCAGCAGCAAAUACUUCUAAUACAUCAAAUUCAGUUGAUAAGAAGAAUGAUUCAAGAGAGUGUACUCCAGAUUUGGGAACAAAGAAAGCUGAAACAGAUAUUCCAAAGGACAAAGAAGAAUCUGAGGAAAAAUUGUCCAAAAAUGUUCCAGAAUCAACAAAGCUAGAAAAAGAAAAAUCUGAAAAAAGUUUGGACGAUAAAUGUAAAUUGACUGUUCAAAAGAAUGAUUCUUCAGAUUCUAUUGAAAAAUUAAACACAGAAACAAAGACAGUUCAUUCUUCUGAGAAAUCUGAAAAGGAGAAAGAUUUUAAGAAUGAUGUUCCAGAUAAGGGAGAAAAUGUUCAAAGUAAAAAGAGAGAUGAUCAUACCUUAAGAGAGAAACGCCAAAGUGGUAGGGACCGUAUAAUGGGUCCUCGAUCACGAGGAGGUGGAAGAAGUGAAUCCUCUAGGGGUCGCGGAAGAAAUAGUGGAUAUGCAACUGGAGGUUUUGGAGGUAGGAGUAGAGAAUAUCGGCGUUCUCGUGUAGAUAGAGGUCCAAGGUUUGAUCGGCAGAGAGAUCAUGAAUGGGAGAAAGAAAAGGAUAAACAAAAGGAUAAAUUGCCUUCAGAUGAGAGUUCUGCUUCUGAAGUUGAAGAAGGGAAAACUGAUGCACAGCAUAAAGAUGAAGAUAGUGAAUUAUCUGUUGAUGACAAUAGUGUAAGUGUAACAGAAAUGCAAGUAGAUAAACUAAAAACACAAGAAAAUAAAUCAAAGAAAGAAGAAUCUUCUGUUACUUCAUCUCAUGCAUUAAAAGAUUUAGAUACAGAGAAAAGUGAGAAAAAAGAUGGAAAUAAGAGAGAGACUUUCAGGAAACAAGAAAUUAAAAUAGACUCUGAUAGAGUUAAAGAAGAAAAGGGAGGAUUUUUCCCUAGAGGGGAACCUUCUCGGCGAGGAAGAGGUGGUACGGUAUCUAUUCGUAAUUCUAGAGGUGGUCCUAGAUAUGGUCCUAGCAGGUAUGGUCCUCCUCCUUCAAGAGCUGCAUUUGGAAGUGGUAAAGUAGUUAAAACAGAUGAUGUUUCUACAGAAGAUCAUAUUAAAGAAGAAGAAGGUAAAGAUACAAAAUUAGAAGAUAUAAAUAACAGUAUUGGGAAUAAAUCAUCAAAUAAAUCAAAAUCUGUUGAAAGAAUUCCCCCAAGACGAACUCGUGAAACACUUCCCCCUAGGUUUCAAAAGAGGCAAGCCAAACGGUUUGAAAAUGCUGAAUCAUCAAGAGGAAGAUGUCAUGGUGGUAGAGGUGGUAGUGGUUUUCCAGGUGCAAAUAUAACUUUAACUAAAAUACAAGUUACAAAAGAAAAUUUAUCAGAUGUGGCUAAUGAAGAAUGGGAAACAGCUUCAGAAAGUAGUGAUGUAGCAGAAAGGAAAGAAAGAAAAGAUUUAAAAGAAGAUAAUUCUCAAGAUAAAAAGGAAGUGAAAGAGAACAGAAAUUCUUACGUUAAGAAAAGUUUCUCAAAUCAACGUCCGGUUAAUGAUUCUUCUAAUCGCCGUUCAGGAUAUGAUUCCAGGCGGGGGCGUAUUACAGGAGAUAAUAGGCAGAGAGAUGCUUUUGGAAGAGAGACUCGCAGAGAAUCUGGUAGAGGACGAUCUAUAAACAGUGAAAAACGUUCAUUUGGUGGAAAUACAGCUUCUGUUGCAGAAAACAGUACAAGAUAUAACAGUGCUGGAAAUCAAGGCAAUAAAAAUUUAAGGAAUAGUGGAAGAACAAAUCAGACCCAAUCAAGAAAUACUAUUGCACAGAAAAAUGAAAAUUCUACAACAGUGUUUAGAUUGGAUGAAAUUAGAAGAGAUCCUAGGAAUAUACAAGCUGCUUUAACAGAUCUUGCUAAUAGAAAUUUGAAACCAUCUGAUGUUACUCCAUCUCCAAAGCCUAAUAAACCAGAAAAAGAAAAAUCUAAUGCCUUAGAAGGAUAUGAUCUCAAUAAUUAUGCAAGUGUAGUAAUCAUAGAUGAUCAACCAGAAGUGACUGUAGAUGACUCUUCAUUUUUAUGUGAUGCAGAUGAUGGAUUUCAAGAAGUUACAUCUAAAAAAAGACAUAAGGCAAUGGUUGAAAACGAUGUCAAGAAAAUUAAAAAAGAGCCACGAAGUAGAAAUAAAAGUGGUUCGAGGCUUCGACAAAACAGACUUCCACCUAGAUUGGCUAAACAAAGGGAGAACAAUCAGUUUCAUUCCAAGUCUGGUAUCCCUCCUACAGAUACUAGUAAUAUCUGGGAUACAGAAAUUACGUCUAAUGCUAAACAUCCCGUCCAUUUUUCACUUAAAGAUGCUGCACCAGCUCCUCCACCACCCGUGAAUGCUUGGCAAAAACCUAUUACCCAUACUUUAAGAGCACAUUCUCCAAGCAUAGGGCAGAACAUUAUUUCUGAUGGAAUGACAACUGGAACUGUUACUUGUAGCACAAUUACAAAUAGUGGUACAACUGUUAUUACUGAAAUACAAGCCUUAACUGUAUCCUCCAAAUCGAGUAGUUUUGAUCGAAGUGAUCAGCACGACAGUGGCAUUGAUGUGAGUGAUCAACCGACUUCUGCAGCUUCUUCGCAAAGAUCAUCACCAAGUAAUGAUUGCAAAAUACUUGGUCCUAAAAAUCCUCUUACAACUGUUAGUGUGUCGUCAACUGAAUGUUGUAAUGAAUUGGUAAGUUUGUGAAUGUUAGCCUGUUGU